Olea europaea var. sylvestris is the source of this 767-nucleotide messenger RNA. RefSeq lists its product as uncharacterized. The record is from RefSeq and is a predicted model, not a curated record. The transcript has 2 exons. The coding region runs from base 199 to 555 and encodes 118 amino acids. NCBI's taxonomy places the organism in Eukaryota, Viridiplantae, Streptophyta, Magnoliopsida, Lamiales, Oleaceae.
UUCUUUGUAUUCUGCCAACGUCACUCAAAGCAUUUCCCUUUUCCUCUCUUCACAUUGAUGCCUCGACAAUGAAAUUUCCUUUUGUCCUUAUUCGAAUCAUUAAAUCCAGAAAAUGGUGUUUCCUCGGCUCUUUCAUCUAAAAGUCCUUUGAUUCUUGGUUGAGAAAAAUAGAAGAAAUUUGCUAACAGAUAUUGAAAAAUGCAGAAUUCUUUAGGAACAGGUUUUAUGGCAGUUUUUGCAGUUUCAGGGAGCGUUGUUUUUCUUGCCAUUCAACUUCAUAAGCGUCUUCUUUCUGAUUUCAUGAAGAAGAUGAAAUUCGAAAUCGGCACUGCAACAGGAGGAUGUGGAAAAGAUCGAGUGCGAAAGAAGAAGGUGAGAUUUUCCGAUGAGGUGGUGGAGUUAUCACGGGAUGAGAAAGAACGUUGCAAGAAGCAUUUGCCGAAGCCGGCCAUCCGCAGCCGGAACGAGGAGGAAAAUCUGGAGGCGAUGCCUCAUAAUUGGCAAGUUUUGUACAAAGGGAUUUUGAAAAACAGGAACCUGAAGGCGUGUAACUAACUUUUUGAUCGUUGUCACUGGUUAUUUAUGGUGGCGGCCGGUGACAGUGAACCUCCAUUAAUGUACAUAUCUGUUCAGGUUUCAGUAGGUUGUCUUUAUUUUUAUAUUUGAUUUAUUCAUUUGUUGUUCUUAUUUUUUCAGAAUUGUUUAUCAAAGCGAAGUUGUAAAUAUUCUGUUGAUAAAUAUUCAGUAGUUAUUUUAAUUUUUUUCUA